Messenger RNA from Selaginella moellendorffii, 3271 nucleotides. RefSeq names its product transcription factor GTE9. The transcript is spliced from 10 exons. Lineage: Eukaryota; Viridiplantae; Streptophyta; Lycopodiopsida; Selaginellales; Selaginellaceae. The record is from RefSeq and is a predicted model, not a curated record. Gene Ontology annotation, molecular function: protein binding. The coding region runs from base 949 to 3087 and encodes 712 amino acids.
AUCCAAGCGGCCACUUGGACUGGAAAAUCUCUGGCUCCUGUGAUUUCUCGCGAAUCGUCGUUUCAAUUGCUGAUCUAGUGCUGAGAUCUGUCUGCUAUGAGGAGUGUUUUCUAGGCGUCGUGUGCGUGGGAUUAUCGGUUCACCGUGAUGAAGCUCAAAUUUCCACCCUAGAGGCCAUUCUUUGUGCCUGAUGUGGGGAAAUACCCUCUAAGAAGCACUGAGUGAUUUGGGGCUCGCAGUGAUGAACUCGAACAAGAAGAUCUUUUGAUAGGAUUGGGACUUUGUUCCAGCAGGUUCUGAGCGAUCGAUCAUUUUGAUUUGAGUCACAGGGAUGAGAAAUUCUGUGAAAAUCUGUCAAUCCUCCGAGAAGCUCCCGAUCGAGCUCUAGUGACGACAGUACAGGCCUGAGUGACGAACACAAGAAGACGCAAAUCAACGGUGUUGAGCGGCAACACGUGUCGAGAUCGCGAACCCGACUCUAGAUACUUAUAAAGUGCCAGCGAGAGAGAGAGAGAAAAAAAAUAUCGCCACGGUAUCAGUGAAGAUUCCCCCGCGUCUGGGGAAACCGUGUGAAAAAACUUUCUUUUCCAUUUUACGGAUAGGGCGCCUGCGGUUGCAGUCCCGCCACGUGUACCACGGGCAGCCCCAUCGAAACCGUUUACACGCAUCCGACGGCGGACCGGCUGCCCGGGGCGCCAGCCGUGCGAUACACAUCCGACGGCUAGAGAUCAAAAUCGACGUCCGAUCCGGGAUCCAACGGCCGGGGGCCCCGAGGAAUGUGGACCGCCCGAUGGGGAUCUAACGGCCAGGACAGCGUGGACACCGCUUUUAAAGGAGCCCUCGGUUCCUCUCUUCCGUCAUGUGUUCUAGGGUUUCGGUAGGGAUCUGCCGCCGAGCCCUGGCCUAGUGAUUAGGGUGUGGGGAUCGGCCUCCAGGUGCGUGUGAUCGAUGGAAUCUGUGUCGGCAAUGCCGAAAGAAUCCAAGCGCGAGGUCCGCAAGCGCUUGAAGCUCGACCUGGAACAGGUUAUCGGGAUUAGCACCAAGAUUGAGGCGCUAGAGCAGCAGUCCAGAUCGUCGGGCACUCUCGGCACGCCGGGCACGGGCGGCAGCAGCAAGGAGAAGCGGACGCCCAAGGCGAAUCAGAUGUACAGCACCUCGGAGUAUUUCUCGGCCAAGGACAAGAUGCCGCCGCCGGAGAAGGUCAAGCCCAAGGCGCUCGUCCCGCCCAAGAAAGGGACUAAGGGCGACAUUGACAACAAGCGGCAAAGGGUGGAGCUAGCGCGGAUGAAGAGGAUGGGCGACAUAAUGAAACAGUGUGGGACGCUGCUCAAGAAGCUCAUCACCCACAAGCACGCUUGGGUUUUCAACGAGCCCGUGGACGCUGUCAAACUCGGGCUCCACGACUACCACAAGGUGAUCCGGCGGCCCAUGGACCUGGGCACCAUCAAGAAGAAGCUCGAGGGCGGCCACUACCGCACGCCAGUCGAGUUUGCGGACGAUGUCAAGCUCACCUUUUCGAAUGCCAUGACUUACAACCCGCCCGGGCACGACGUGUUCAUCAUGGCGGACAUACUUCGCCAGAUUUUCGAUGAGAGGUGGAGGUGCAUCAAGGAGAAGCUGGAGGAGGAGCAGACCAAGUGCCGGGUGGAGGACGAGGUGUUUGCGGAGAUUGCUCAGGGGAACCCAAACCCGGCCUUGCAGAACCUCAAGCAGAGCCUCCUCAGCAUCGAGGAUCAAUUGUCGUCGCUCAAGAAACCCGCCGGGGCUCCCAGGGGAAGCAAGAAGUCGGGCAAGAGACAGAUGACUUACGAGGAGAAGACGGAGCUGGGUAAGAAUCUGGAGAAGGUGUUGGAGCAGAACCCAGGUGACAAAGCCGACGAGAUCGUUUUGCUACUCAAGAAGCACAACCCAAACCUUAGCCAGAGCGAGGAUACGAUCGAAGUCGACAUUGAUGGGAUCGACAACGACACACUAUGGGAGCUUCACAAGAUGGUUGCGAGCUGUAUGAAGCCGAAAAACAAGAAGAGGCCCCGGCCGCAGCCAGCAGAAGGCAUCAAGCAGACCGGGGGAACGGCUCCGGGAGAUUCACCGAAGAAGAGUCGAAAGAGUGGUGAAGGGCUAGAUGAGGACGUCGAUAUCGAUGGAGAGGACGACAUGCCUACAGCCAAUUAUUCACCUGUUGUAGUUGACAAAGAUACACCUAAUGAUGGAAGAGAGUCGUCUGGAGGAAGUUCUUCCAGCAGCUCUGGUUCAGAUUCCAGUGAAUCGGAUUCCGGGAGCUCUUCUCACAGCGAUUCCGACGCCGAAGGUCCUCGAACUGCUGGUAUAGAGAAGCCUACCUCUCAGAAGGAGCCUAUGGGUUUUGGUGCUGUUCGCGAGCAAUUAUCCAGCCCGUCUGACAAGAUUGACGGUGCAAAACAGCCCGUAACAGUCAGACCUGGGGAGGCUGGGGACUUACCUGAAUCUCAAGCCGAAAAAUCAGCAGAGAAACUCCAAUCUGAGAGGCCAGUCUCUCCCGAAAAGAGCGUUCGUGCAGCUCUGCUGAAAGGUCGCUUUGCCGAUACCAUUUUGAAAGCUCGGGAGAAGACUUUCCCGCUCAAGAGCGGGGACAACGUCGAUCCGGAAAAGCUUCGCAAGGAGCGGGAGGAACUCGAAAGGAAGUUAAGAGAAGAUAAAGCACGGUUACAGGCAGAUGCCAAGGCUGCAGAGGUCGCUCGCAAAAAAGCCGAAGCGGAAGCUGCGACGGAGGCCAGGAAGAAACGAGAAGUGGAACGAGAGGCCGCUCGGAAGGCUCUGCAACAGAUGGAAAGAACAGUGGAUCUCGACGCGCACUGUGAGAUUCUCAAGGAUUUCGACCUGAUGAGGACGAGCUCCAAGGAGCACUUCCAGAGCUCGGCGGGGGAAGUGAGCCCCCCGAAUUCUCCGGAUGGAUUGCCGGGCUUCACUCUUCCACAAGGCGCCGGGAACGCGCUGGAGCAACUGGGCCUGUUCAUGAAGCUGGACGAGGAGGAGGAUGACAAGCAGGGGGAUGGCGAGGUUGCGUACGCGGACGAAAACGGCGAGGUGGAAGAAGGCGAGAUUGAUUGAAUUUGAUUGAUUCCAUUAUACAAGUCGUGGGGGAGACAGGUUAGUCAAGAAAUUUUGGUCACCUUGUAAUUACUUACGCACUUUCACCGGGAUGUAAUUUGGAAAAGAGGGGAAAAAUCAAACUAAAAAGCAUUACAGAUGAAAAUUGUAUUCAUUUUGCUGGUUAAACAAGGGUUUCAAUGGA